AUGAAUUCCAUUUUUGAAGGAAUUCAUGAUGUUGGGAGAUUUUUAAGACUAGUGUACUUGUACAUAAGCCGUUAUAAAAUUUUAACUGCUUCGAAAGAGUUAGAUUAUGAUAAGAAGGCAAUUUCAAGAUGGUUUAAAAAAUUUCGAAAGGUAUGUGGAUUCCAUAUAGCCUCGAAUCAUUCAAAGAUCGGGGGGCCUGGCCACGUUAUUGAAAUUGAUGAAACUCAUGUAUGGAAGCGUAAAUAUAACCGUGGUCGGCAUUUGACUUCCGAGGCUAUAUGGAUUAUUGGUGGUAUAUGUCGGGAAACAAAUGAGAUAUUUUUAAGUGCCACCACAACAAGAGAUCAAGAUACCACCUAUCGUGUGGUUAAAGAUAAUGUUAUGCAAGAUUCCACGAUAAUGACUGACUCGUGGUUAGGAUAUAAUCGGCUAGAAAGUUCCAACUAUUUCCACUAUCGGAUCAACCAUUCGCAAAAUUUUGUUGAUCCAAAUGACAGAUCGAUCCACACUCAAAAAGUCGAGAGGCUGUGGCGGGAUCUAAAGGCAAAUUAUAAAAGACAUGGGGAUCAGGAUAAUAUUCAUGAAUAUCUUCUUGAAUAUAGAUAUUUUCGAAAAUAUAGAUUAUUAAAUCGUUUUGAUGGAUUCGAACCUGUACACGGAGAAGAAAACCGGGGUUUUUGGAAAAAUAAUCUGAACCCGAACCGAACCUGA
This is a messenger RNA of Gordionus sp. m RMFG-2023, 711 nucleotides long. RefSeq lists its product as uncharacterized. The record is from RefSeq and is a predicted model, not a curated record. Bases 1 to 711 code for a protein of 236 amino acids. Lineage: Eukaryota; Metazoa; Nematomorpha; Gordioida; Chordodea; Parachordodidae. The transcript is spliced from 6 exons.